AUGGCUCCCGCGUUGACACCCUCGCAAGCCGCCGUCAUCAAGGCAACAGUCCCCGUCCUCGCGCAGCAUGGCGAAACCAUAACACGGAAAUUCUAUGGCGACAUGCUGACAGCACAUCCGGAACUCAAGAACAUCUUCAACAACACGCACCAAGCCACCGGCCACCAACCGCGCGCUCUAGCCGGCGCUCUGUACGCCUAUGCCGCCAACAUUGACGAUCUGGGCAAGCUCGGCCCGGCGGUGGAACUCAUCUGCCACAAGCACGCCAGCUUGUACAUCAAGCCGGAGCAGUAUGAGAUUGUGGGGACGCACUUGCUGCAGACGAUGAAGGCGGUCCUGGGCGAUGCAGCGACAUCUGAGAUCAUGGGCGCCUGGGGCGCAGCCUACUGGCAGCUGGCCGAUAUCAUGAUCCAGAAAGAGAAGGCAUUGUACGACGAGACGAGCUACUGGCACGAGUGGCAGGAUUUCAAGAUCGCGAGGAAGGAGCAGGAGUCGGAGGAGAUCACAUCGUUCUACUUCGAGCCUGUGGAUGCGGGGCUGAAGUUACCUCGGUUCAAGCCGGGACAGUACAUCUCGGUGAAUGUUUUCGUGGACGAGCUCGAUGGUGGUGUGUGGCAGGCGAGGCAGUACAGUCUGAGCGAUGCGCCGGGGAAGAACUAUCUGCGUAUCAGCGUGAAGAAAGAGCCGGGUGUUGAGAUUGGCGAGCCGAAGCAUAUGACGCAUCCAGGGUACAUAUCGAAUGUCCUCCACGACAAGAAGAGUGUGGGCGACGUGGUUCGCUUGGCGCAUCCAUUUGGCGACUUUUUCUUCGACGAGAAAGAGACGGAGAAGGACAGCCCCGUUGUCCUAAUCUCAGCCGGUGUAGGCCUGACGUGCUUGUCGAGCAUUCUCAAUACGCUCGUGGAGGAGACCGCCGCGAGGCCUAUUUCUUGGAUCCACGGCGCGAGGAACCACAAGGUACGAGCGUUCAAGACGCGGACCGAUGAGCUGGCCGCAGCGCACGAAAACCUUCAUGCGCUGUAUUUCUCUUCGGAGCCCAAGGACGGUGAGAUCGAGGGCAAGGACUACAACAUUAGAGGCAAGGUGGAUCUGGACAAGGUCGGCAGAGAGCUGCUCUUCACGGACAACGACAAGACACAGUACUUCGUCUGCGGGCCGACGCAGUUUAUGCUGGAUAUCGAGAAUAAGCUGAAGGGCUUUGGAGUGCCGAGCGAAAGGGUGAAGAUGGAGUUGUUCGGGACUGGGGGCGUGCCGAGGGUCUAG
Messenger RNA from Trematosphaeria pertusa, 1263 nucleotides. RefSeq names its product globin-like protein. The record is from RefSeq and is a predicted model, not a curated record. The transcript has a single exon. NCBI's taxonomy places the organism in Eukaryota, Fungi, Ascomycota, Dothideomycetes, Pleosporales, Trematosphaeriaceae. Gene Ontology annotation, biological process: nitric oxide catabolic process; cellular response to nitrosative stress. Gene Ontology annotation, cellular component: intracellular anatomical structure. Gene Ontology annotation, molecular function: nitric oxide dioxygenase [NAD(P)H] activity; oxygen binding; heme binding. The coding region runs from base 1 to 1263 and encodes 420 amino acids.